Messenger RNA from Heterocephalus glaber (naked mole-rat), 4499 nucleotides. RefSeq names its product vacuolar protein sorting 36 homolog (gene Vps36). Gene Ontology annotation, molecular function: phosphatidylinositol-3-phosphate binding; ubiquitin binding. Gene Ontology annotation, cellular component: ESCRT II complex; late endosome membrane. NCBI's taxonomy places the organism in Eukaryota, Metazoa, Chordata, Mammalia, Rodentia, Bathyergidae. Gene Ontology annotation, biological process: protein transport to vacuole involved in ubiquitin-dependent protein catabolic process via the multivesicular body sorting pathway. The record is from RefSeq and is a predicted model, not a curated record.
GGGCGUCGCAGGCUGCGCGGCUCGCGGCCCCGGAACCGGCGCGGGCAAGCGGCGGAGGCCGGCGCGGCGGCAGCCAUGGACCGCUUCGUGUGGACCAGCGGCCUCCUGGAGAUCAACGAAACCCUGGUGAUCCAGCAGCGCGGGGUGCGCAUCUACGACGGCGAAGAGAAGAUAAAAUUUGAUGCUGGGACCCUCCUCCUUAGUACACACCGACUGAUUUGGAGAGAUCAGAAAAAUCAUGAGUGCUGCAUGGCCAUUCCUUUGUCCCAAAUUGUGUUCAUUGAGGAGCAGGCAGCUGGAAUUGGGAAGAGUGCCAAAAUAGUGGUUCAUCUGCACCCGGCUCCUCCUAACAAAGAACCUGGCCCAUUCCAGAGUAGUAAGAACUCUUACAUCAAACUCUCCUUCAAAGAACAUGGCCAGAUUGAGUUUUAUAGGCGUUUGUCAGAGGAAAUGACACAGAGAAGAUGGGAGAAUAUGCCAGUUUCCCAGUCAUUACAAACAAAUAGAGGACCUCAGCCAGGAAGAGUAAGAGCUGUUGGAAUUGUAGGUAUUGAAAGGAAACUGGAAGAAAAAAGAAAAGAAACUGACAAAAACAUUUCUGAGGCCUUUGAAGACCUCAGCAAGUUAAUGAUCAAGGCUAAAGAAAUGGUGGAAUUAUCAAAAUCAAUUGCUAAUAAAAUUAAAGAAAAGCAAGGUGACAUUACAGAAGAUGAGACGAUCAGAUUUAAGUCCUACUUGCUGAGCAUGGGAAUAGCUAACCCAGUUACCAGGGAAACCUACGGCUCAGGCACACAGUACCACAUGCAGCUGGCCAAACAGCUGGCUGGAAUAUUGCAGGCACCUUUAGAGGAGCGAGGGGGAAUAAUGUCACUCACAGAAGUGUACUGUUUAGUAAACCGAGCUCGAGGAAUGGAAUUGCUCUCACCAGAAGAUUUAGUAAAUGCGUGCAAGAUGCUGGAAGUACUGAAAUUACCUCUCAGGCUCCGGGUGUUUGACAGUGGAGUCAUGGUAAUUGAGCUUCAGUCCCACAAGGAAGAGGAAAUGGUGGCCUCAGCCCUGGAGACAGUUUCAGAAAAGGGAUCCCUAACAUCAGAAGAGUUUGCUAAGCUUGUGGGAAUGUCUGUUCUCCUGGCCAAAGAAAGGUUGCUGCUUGCAGAAAAGAUGGGCCAUCUUUGCCGAGAUGACUCAGUGGAAGGCUUACGGUUUUACCCAAAUUUAUUUAUGACACAGAGCUAAGGGUUUUGCAUUUGAAAUACUUUGUGUCCAUACACUUGCACUGUGUAGCAAUUGUAUGGCAUUGAGCUAAUAGGUAAAUCCUGAUAAACUGGGAAUUCAAUAGAACUUCACAGUAUAAUAUAAAACUUUUAAAGUCACUCCUUACAUAUUAUGGUCCUGGAAGCUUAUUUAGGAUGUGUAAAGAAAAUAUAGAAAAAUGAAUACUAGUAUGAAUUUAAAGUCAUGCUAUAUCUGUGCAGAACCUUCAGAAUUUAACUUGAAACGUGGAUUUUAACUUGAUCCCCAUAUCUAACCAUUUUGUAGAGAAUUUAAAUUCUUGGGGGAAAGAAAAAGAAAAGCAGCUGCAUGUUUAGGUUAGAUUAUUGUUUUGGUGUUCACUGAAUUGAAAAUGUUUUACUCUAUGUCUGAUAUGCCCACUUGGGGCAGGGGGUGCAUAAGGAAGUGGUUGCUACAGGGUAGUUUAAGAACCCAACAACACUGGAACAAAAUAUCAAACUACAGAAUGCUGUUCAAGGCUCAACUAAGGGCUUUUCAAGGCAGUCCUAAGCAUGUCUUCAACAGAGUAAAUAACACACCUUUAGAAAAGGAUUGGUGGGGUGUGGCCCAGUGGGAGUGCGCCAUGCACAAGGCCCUGGGCUCCAUCCUCAGCAUAGGAAAAAAAAAAAAAAAAGGAUGUAAAUAAACUCCAACUAGUUUCUUUUUAUUUAUUUUUUUUAGUGAUGAUUUCAUGGCUGGCAUUUAAAGAAUGCAGCUAUAUAAUUUUGUUUAAAAAAUGCUGUGGAUUUUGAAGGUGAAUUAAAGAGCUGUAUAGACAUGCCCAGAGUUGUGAUUACAGAUUUGGGAGGCAGACAGCUAGGAAUUCCCUAGGAUUGUUGUGCAAGUUGAAGAGUAGAAGAAACCAACUUCACAGGAACCAUAGUGCUCUUUUACCUGGAAGUCAAGGGUGAGAAAUAGAAAAGUAAUAUAGCUCCUUUACUGUCUCUCAGAAGAGUCUUAACACUGAACUUUAAAAAUCUUUGUCAUAUUCCAGCAAUAUUAUUUUCUUUGCCCUAUACAUUGUACGUUGUGUAGAGAAAACUAUCUUGGUAAAACAUGUUACUGAGAAAAUAUAAACUGACUAAUAUCACCUGCAGAUUGCUUGAAUUUUAAAGUAGACUGCCUGACUUUGUAUGUUACUACUCUCCAGUGUACAGCGUGUUGACAUUACUCAUACUCAGGGACCCAUGGGACAGACGGGAGCUCCCUUUCUGAGACUGAUUUGGGAGUAGGAAGGAAGCGGUGGUUUUUGCCAAGCCUCUGGAAGGGAUAGUAUCUGCACUGAGGGAGCCAUGAGACCAGGGGAGGGAUGCCCAGGUGCACACUUUGGGACCUCUAAGACAGGUUUUUACUCGGUAAGGUGAAGCCAUGGCUAGAGGUCGCUGAUAAUGCCCUCUGGGGAAGUGCUGAGGUCCUCAGCCACAGAGCCAGGGAAUCCCAACCUUGGUUCCUUUCUGAACGGUGGCUGUUUGUGCUUUGUGCUCUCCAUUGUCAUGGGAAUGCUGGGGCCAAGGCAUUCUGCUUUAGUCUUCAUUUUCCAAACCUGUCACUGACUGUUCAUUGUGGUGACAAAUCCCCUAAUUACCUCAUUGCUCAGCCUCAGGUUUAUUUGGGGGGUUAAUUCAGUGAGUGUCUGGCUGCCCAAGUUUUUUAGGGGUUAGUUGGACCAUUGUGUAAGUUUGUUUUUAUGUCUUGCCUCUCUCUGGGUUGCACACACUGUCACAUGGCUCUGGCAGACUUGUACACACACAUACACACGUGUGCACACACAGACACACCAGGACAUCUGGCUAAGCUUCUUGAAAUUAACAGAAAAAGGAGCUUGCUUUAGCAGUUGAAAUCAUUGCAAAUAAGGUCAUUGGAGCUGUUGGAUCUAGCUCUAAUGGUUUGGAUUCAUUAUGGUAAACCUAUAUAAAUCAGUAUAUUUAUUUACUUUAGUGUAGCAACAGAUUAACAAACAAAAAUGGGGCAAUCUUGAGUUAUAUAAAGUGAACUAAACAGGAAGAAAAAUGACAUAUGAAUAUACUUUGCAAAUGUCACAUAAUUUAAAAACAAGUAUGAUUGAUUUGUGUUAUUGUAUUUUUAAAAUGGGCAUCCUUCACUGUUUCCAGACCUCUGUAUUUUUAUUUUUUGCCAAAUGAGGUGUUAUUUUGGCCCCUUAUUGAUAGAGGUCAACCAGUCAGGCCCUAUAAGUGCAAAAAAAGUUCUCCCUUGGUGCUUCUCACUGGCGUAAUUAUUUUUGUUUUCCUAACUUUGCUCUUAAGAGCAUAAAUCUCUUUGUAGCUUUAUGAUAAUAGAAUAUUUCUAGUCAUUUACUAUCAAGGAUAAUUUUUUUACAUUGUAUAAGUAAAGGUUGUUUUCAGGGUUAACUGAUUGGUAUUAAUGUAUAUAAAGUAAAAUUAUUGCAAAAUUUUAAGAUGAUUUUCUUAACUUGGUAUUUUUUAAAAUACUCUGAAAAAUAUAUGAAAAUGAUAGACAUUUAGUCAUACUAAGCCAGAAUGUUAAGAAUUUUUCUUUUGAAUUUUAUAAUUAAGCAUUGCUUAUAAAUAUUUAUGACUUUGAGGUCUUACUGUUUUAGUUACCUUUUAAAAAUGGGAAAUGAGGCAUGGACUGUUUCUUUCCUUUUUUUUCUUAAAAUUCUUGUUGUGAAUUCCACUGUGGACUGAUUGUGGAUGUGCUGUGUCUUGUUCUUUGUUACCAGACCAGGUGGACCAGAUGUGAAUUCAUCAUGUUAUUGUUCUCAUACUCAUAUCCUUAAAAUGGUUCUCUUUUGCCCAGCAGUCGCAGAGACUUCAUUUUGGUACAGUGGAAUUACAACUUGUAAGGUGGUUAGGUUUUAAAGACUGCUGAAGGACAACAUAAAGCAUGCUCAAAACGAUCCUUUAAAUCUCUUAAAUUGCCAAUAAAGUUUCCUCUGAUGGUAUGAAUCCCUGUGGAGUGAUAUGUAGAUCUGAAUAUAUCAUGCACAUAGUAAGUACAAUGUAUAAUAAAACUGCACAUCACCAGUAGACUUUUCUAGUAUUAAUAAUUACAGUUUAAAUGUGUGUGUUUUUUUGCCAAUAGGUAUGGUUGUAUUUAUGUAAAUGUAUUGCCAAUGCCAUCCCAAUCUACAGUGUAAGCUCCACAGUGCAGAGUUCUUUUCUUCUGUGUUCAUGAAUAUAUCCCCAGGCCUAGAACAGGGCCUGGCACACAAUAAGCAUUCAAUAAAGAUUUAUUCAAUGAAUGAA